CAUGUUUUUAUUUACUUUGAGCUGUAAAAAAUAAUUUAAGUUUAAAAAAUGUUUGAAAAUCACCCAAUUACAGACAAUACGAUGUCUAAAGAAGACUAUUUAUUAUUACGAGCUAAAGAAGCGAUGUCUACUGAUAUUUAUGCUGCUAAAUCGUGGUUAAUUACUGCGAAAUCGUUAUUUCCACACAGUGCUAAAGUUCAGUUUGAAGCCUAUCGUAUUGAAAAAUUGUCGAAAAAUGUCAAGGAAGCUGCCAAGUGUUUCAGUGAAAUAUUUCAGAAUUUUUCUGACAGUCGUGAAAUAUGGGAAGAAAUAGAAUCAAUAACCGCGUGUCUGAGGUCUGACAAACCAGAUGCUGAUUCUGAGCUAUUGUGCCAAAUGUUUCAACACAUUCCUCAAGAACUACAGCACAGGUUAUUGAUAAUGACAGCCGAUCACAGUGAAGAUACUAUGGAACAUUGUAAAUUAUUGUUAUUAUUGUUAAGAAGAUUUCCACAAACGAUUCCGACCCAUGGGCCUCGACUUGUAGAAACAUUACUGACAGCAGAGAAACACAGUCACCCAGGACAAGCAGUCAAUGGCUUCAGGCAUCUCUUAGCUUGUGACGCGCUUCCACUAUUAGGUGGAGCACCUGUUGAAUUAAACCCACGAUUGAGUUUGCGAUUGCUCUGCAAAGCGAUUGAAUUUUAUCUGGCUUACAUUCAACAGCCGCUGGAUUCACAGAUCCAGCAGCCCUGGGACAGAUUGUUCCAAGUGAUGGAUGUCAUGGGCACUAAACUCGGCUGGGAGCUGGGCAGUCUCUUCGCGACCUCUUGGAACCAGGAGGUCUACUGCGAGAGACUUCAGCAAUACAUAAAAACUCAUACAAAUACUUUGAAUGACGAGCCGACGAUCAAACAAUUGUCGAUUUGUACAGUCGUUGUGUUAAUUAGGAUUUUAAAUGGACAUUUUAGUAAAAUUAAAAAUGAUGACGUGCCUUAUUGUCUUGUUGAAGCCUUCACUGAGCCAUUCCCUUCUACCGAAACUAAAAUAAAAAAACGUAAAAGAGAAGAAAGCCCAGGGAUUGUUUUAACGAGCGAUGGAGAAUAUGACGGACAAGGAUUGACAUCAGCAGUAAUGCUCUGGGAUAUUUUACACAGUACUGAGUAUAUGCAGCGAGAAAUAGCUAAACUCAGUCAGCAAAUGCACCUCGAAACCUGGAUAAAUCCAUUUUUGACAGACGUAGCCAUGUACAAGGGCCUACAUCAUGAUUUACUCACGAGAUUUUCUCAAGAAAACACCGGAAGUCUGGCAAUGCACUUACGAUUAGCGAGUACUUACUACUGUAUCAAAGACUACGGGGCAAUGUUGGACUAUAUUGUACUGAUUGCAAGCUCACUGCCACAAAUACGCGGAAAAGUAUCUAACAAAUUGACGAUUUCGAGUUUAAGGCACUUGCAUUAUUUACCACUUGCUGAAUUACCGAUUCUUCAGUACUGCUGCAAAUUACUUUUAGCUGGUAUUAAGAGUAAACUAACGGUGGUAGGCGACACUGGAGACUGGGCUAUAGGGAACGCUCUGGUACUAAUGCAAAUAGACUGGCCCCAAGAAUCAAACCUUCUGAGCACCAUCACCGAGAGAAUACAAGCAAACAAAGCCUUCCAGUACCCGUUGUUCCUCGAAUAUAUAAUAAAUAUCGAUAUCCUAGAGGAGUUGACGUACUUGUGGACAGAACACGGUGGCGGAAUUUCACUGGACAUAGCGAUCGGAUCUGAAGUACUGCAAAAUCGCAGGAUAACUACUAGAGGUGCUGACAAGGGAGUCCGUGAAGAAGUAAAACAAGCGAUGAGACGUCAAGCUGCUCGAGACUCUGUAGAUUCAAUUACUGAUUUGAUACAAAGAUUUAUUGUUAAUGAAAAAGUUGCUCUGUUACACAGUUUAAUGAUGAAAUAAUAUUUAUAUUAUCUUUUAUUUAAUCA
Molecule: messenger RNA, 1955 nt
Organism: Microplitis mediator
Lineage: Eukaryota; Metazoa; Arthropoda; Insecta; Hymenoptera; Braconidae
Gene: IntS10
Product: integrator complex subunit 10
Exons: 7
Coding region: 49-1929 (626 amino acids)
Biological process (GO): snRNA processing
Cellular component (GO): integrator complex
Source: RefSeq, a predicted model, not a curated record